UUCGUCAGUGCACUCAGUCCGUGAUUGGUGUGAGUGCUGACAGGAGAGCUCAGUCAAUUGGGAGUAACACAGUUCUAUGAACUAAAAAAAUAGUGGUGGUCAAGGAAUUUUCCUCGGAAUAAUAACUGGAAUCCCAAUUGUCGUGUUAACGUGAACUGAACAAUUGAAUUAGCACUUAAUUUAAUUUAAUUGCAUCGAAAAAUGGCUGAGAGUAAGAGUGCGUUAAUCGCAAAGACAGUGCAAAAACACGCCGGCAGGGCCAAAGAGAAGUUCCUUCAGAAUUUGGGGAAAGUCGAUAGGACUGCGGAUGACAUUUUCGACGAGCACCUGCAGAAUUUCACCAGACAACAGAAUGCAGCUAACAAACUGCAAAAGGAAUUCAAUAACUACAUAAGAUGUGUUCGUGCUGUACAAACAGCAUCAAAGACGCUUAUGGAUACACUCAAUGAAGUUUAUGAGAGCCAAUGGACUGGCCAUGAUCUUUUAUACGUUCAGGCACAGAAUUUGGAUAUGCUGUGGCAAGACUUCACUCAUAAAUUGGCGGAUCAAGUACUUGUACCUCUCAACACAUAUCAGAGCCAAUUUCCGGAGAUGAGAAAAAAAAUCGACAAACGCGGACGCAAGCUGGUGGAUUACGACAGUCAAAGACACAGUUUUCAGUCGUUACAGUGCAAUCCAAAGAAAAGGGAUGAGUUGAAAGUAACGAAAGGGAAGGAAUUAUUGGAAGAAGCUAAACGAACGUACGAGCAGUUGAAUUCAGAGUUGCACGACGAAUUGCCAGCACUCCAUGAUUCUCGUGUCCUAUUCCUCGUCACUAAUCUGCAGACGCUGUUUGCUGCUGAACAAGUAUUUCAUGGUGAAAGUGCUAAGGUUUUCUCGGAAUUAGAAGCAAUUGUUGACAAAUUGGCUAACGGCAGCCAGAGAGGCCCAUACACAUUGAAAAAGAUUUCCGAUCUACCGUCACCAAAAUCACCGAACGCAAACUCUUCAUUGAUAAUCAACACGCAACCGCCACCCCAAAACGAUAUUUCAGCUGUUUGUUUGUCGCGUGUUACAGCGGAUGAAGAAUCGACAGUUGAGAGUGGGGAUACAUCGCCAACUACUCAGUUGAAUGGCAAUGCAAAUAGUAAUUCUAACAGCAAUGAUAACUCAAUCAAUAAUCAAACUUCACCACAGUCCGUACAGCCGGCUAAGAGGGUCGAGGAAUUGUAUGAUAUACCCACAGACGUGGAAUAUGAAAAUGGUACCAAUUUUUCCCUAGGAGCUACCACCGAAAACUUGCCACCAGGUGUGUUGUACAGGGUGAAGGCCACUUACAAGUACAGUCGCGAGGACGCUGACGAGCUCUCUUUCGAUGUUGGGGAAAUAAUUCGAGUGGUGGAGUACGACGAUCCCGAGGAGCAGCAGGAGGAGGGCUGGUUGAUGGGAAUGAAAGAGGGCACUAACGAGAAAGGAAUGUUCCCAGCGAAUUUCACUAAACCCUUGUGAGCAGAAGUGCUCAAUUUGCCAGUCACACUCCAAUGCUCACGAAAAAGAAAAAUUAAUUAGAAAAUAAUUGCGAAUGAAAAUAAAAGAAACUAUUGAAACAACGUAUUUUACUAAUAAAAGAGUAGGUAAGAGAGGUAAAUUUUUAUGCGAGAAAAUAAUGAGUCAUAUGACGUGAAAAACUGAAAUUUGAAUAUCGUAAAAAUUUUAAUAAUUUCUCAUCUAAAAAAAGAAAAAUGAAAAGUGGAUGGACUAUUACCAAUCGUUAAAUGAUGAGAAAAUAUUCUUGUAAUUAAAUGACAUAUUUUUAUUCGAAAAACUGUAACAUUUGAUUCACUAAUUUUCAUGACGAAAAAUGUAUUAAUUUCGAAAAAUAUUUUUAUUCUAUGUUACUUCGAGAAGGGAGAAAGAAUAUCCGUUUGACGAAUGGGAACAAAUAUUGCUUUGUUUUUGAUAAUUUUUUCCCUCACAGUAUAACGAUGAAAAGAAUUAAACAAAAUAAAAUAUAUGUAAUGAUAUUUUAUGAUGGUUAAUGCUGGAUGGUACUGCGGAUAUAUGAAUCAGCCCAAUGUGCCUUAACCCAGCCACACUGUCUGUGCCAAUUGACACUCACUGCUUUCAUAAUGUGAGAUUUUUUCUUCUCAUAUCAAAACAAACGAAAUAAAUAGCGUAUACACAUUACUAAUAAUCAAAGGAGUUAAUACGAAUUAAAAUACAUGUAACAUGGUAUACGAUGAGAAAAAAAAAUCACAAAUUUGGUAAUGAAGCUAAGAUAAUGUGUUUCAUCAAAAAUAUAUGAAUGAAUCGAGAACCACGGUAAUUAUUGUCUUCCACUACUAAUUACGAUUCUCCAAGACUUGAUUAUCGUCUUCACACAAUGAAAAUGAAUUUCUGAUCUGUUUUUCCAAUUAUACAUUUUACUUUGUUUUUUUUUGGUAUUAAGUCUUUUGACAUUUUGUAAUAUUUCUGUUUUAUACUUCUCCCUCGAGAUUUUUCCCAGUAUUUGUAAUUAGUUAUGGAAGCACAAUAUGCCAGCCAAAACGUUACAAUACAUAUACAUAUUGAAUUACUAUUAUUUUAUGAAAUUGUACAUAGAUUUAUAAAGUCUAAGGUUAUUUUAUGAAAUACCUUUGUAACGAUGCGAAAAAAACUGUCGAAAUUUAAAGAAUAAAAAAAUAACGAAUUAAUGGUUGAUAAGAGAAUAACAUAAAAGAGAUAAUAUUAGACUAGUGAAUGACGAUUCAACAGCCAAAUUUUGAAGGUCCAACAACGUCCAUCUAUUAAUCAAUAUAAACAUGGAACAAUAUACAAUGUUGAUGCCUGCUUUUUAGAGAAGAUCAUAGAAAAGAUAAGCUAUAUUAAAAAGGAACAAUAAUAAAUUAUUAAAGAUUAAUUGACUCGAUAAAGUCUCGAAUUGAUAACAAUGACUUUUUAUCCUCAAUGAAAGAAAACAAAUGAUAUACGAUAAAUUCAAUUUAGAUAGUGGUCCAAGAAAAAUGAAAAUUAAAUUGACGAAUUUGUUGGUGUAAUUUUGCAUUGCAAAACUGACGUUAAAGUAUUUCUGAAAAAAAAAGAAUAAAACUCAAAGUACUGAUUUUGAACUUCGACAUGAAAGCGUGUCUUUGUACUCUGUGAUGAUGUGAAAUAUAACUCGAAUCAUCCAUUCAUUUCACUCAAUUACAGAAUUCAAUUCCUAGCGAGGAAAAGCUGGGCGAAAUGAACAAUUUUUUCAUCGCUAAUAACUCUGAUUUUUCUGCGCUGAGGCAUUGAAAAUUUUAAAAGUUCCAUUUUGUCCUGCUUUUCUCCAAUUGAAAAAGACAAAAAUAGAGACGGUGGAUUGUUUUUUUUUCUUAAUGAGAAAAUUUGUUUAUAGUUGAUAAGAUUCUUCCGUUGAUGCACUACUUCUGGCUGCUUCAAAAAUUCAGUAGAAUGAAAGAAGAAAAAUUAAAUUAUGCAGGUACCACAGACCUAAUUUUGCUGAAACUUAAACUCAAAGAAAUCCAAUGAAAUGUUCCACUUGAUUACUUUCCUUGAUAAACGUAAUUAGAAAUGUGAUGAAUUAUUUUUCCGAAGUUGAUUGAUGUAGUGCGUCGAUGGAGGUAAUCUGAUUGUUAUUUUACUUGUCAUUUUUAUGUCACGUUGUUUAAUUUUACUUGGAGCCAUAAGUCAUAUUAUCUAUAAUCCUAUACGUACAGAUGAAAGUAAUAUUAUACAUUCAAUUAUCAUCAUGUGUCUGUCAUUAUGACUUUUUCUUUUGAUUGCCUCAAUGAAAUUUAUAUUACGAAAAUAAUAAAAUAGAUAGCGGUUUGUAUACAACAUAA
Molecule: messenger RNA, 3806 nt
Organism: Diachasma alloeum
Lineage: Eukaryota; Metazoa; Arthropoda; Insecta; Hymenoptera; Braconidae
Gene: Amph
Product: myc box-dependent-interacting protein 1
Exons: 9
Coding region: 202-1488 (428 amino acids)
Cellular component (GO): cytoplasm; plasma membrane
Molecular function (GO): protein binding; phospholipid binding
Source: RefSeq, a predicted model, not a curated record